Glycine soja is the source of this 1088-nucleotide messenger RNA. Its product is annotated as transcription factor bHLH25-like. Lineage: Eukaryota; Viridiplantae; Streptophyta; Magnoliopsida; Fabales; Fabaceae. The coding region runs from base 231 to 842 and encodes 203 amino acids. Gene Ontology annotation, molecular function: protein dimerization activity. The record is from RefSeq and is a predicted model, not a curated record. The transcript is spliced from 4 exons.
UGGAUCACUCUUAUGUUAUUCUUUGCCAUUUUUUUAUAUAUUAUGUUUAGGUUCGAUUCAUUCACCGCACUGCUUCACUCCUGAGCACUGGAUCGAUCGAGUUUCAAUUUCCUCUAUUAUCUUUGUUGCUUUCCAUGUAACCCCACCUCUUAUCCAUAUAUAUCCAUUCUUCUUCCUCACACUUGUUUAAUUUGCACAAAUAUAUUAUACUCCAAAUAAACCGUCUCAUAAUGGAGGAGUCAGGUGAAAAUUGGCCUUCCGAUAAUUCUUAUCUGGAUGAGGUCAACGAUGAAUUUGGUAGUGAAGAUGAAGAGGGAGGUUCAUUUUCUGGAAUGGGCGAGACCGACAGAAAGAAGAGAAAGCGAGAACUCGCAGAGAGGUUCCUUGCACUUUCAGCCACCAUACCUGGCUUCACCAAGACGGACAAGACUUCAAUCCUGGCCAAUGCUAGUAGCUAUGUGAAACAACUUCAGCAACGUGUGAGGGAGCUAGAGCAAGAAGUUCAAUCCAACGUUUCUAGCAAUGAAGGUGCCACCAGCUCUUGCGAAGUGAACUCAUCCAAUGAUUAUUACUCUGGUGGUGGACCAAAUGAAAUUCUUCCCGAGGUCAAAGUAAGAGUGUUACAGAAGGACGUUCUCAUCAUAAUCCACUGUGAGAAACAGAAGGGCAUCAUGCUCAAAAUACUUUCCCAGCUUGAAAAUGUUAAUCUCUCUGUAGUCAACAGUAGCGUCUUGCGAUUUGGGAAAAUCACUCUCGACAUCACCAUUAUUGCUAAGAUGGGUGAGGGUUACAAGAUGACGGUGGAUGAACUAGUGAAGACCCUGAGAGUAGCGAUAUCUUGAUGACUCAUUAGCUAGCCUGUCCUAAUGUACCUACCAAGCAAGUGCAGUAUUAAUUGUAAUUUGAGAAAAAGCUAGUAAUAAACUCUUGUUUACUCUUUUCAACACAUUCUUUUAUUGAGUAAAAUUCAUGAAUCGUGUACUAAACAUGUGAGUCCGAUGUUCCAUUUGAAUUUUAUUAUCAUAUUAUUAAAACCUACUUGAAUUUUAAGCAAUAAAAAAAUAUGUCGAAAAGAGUGUUGAGAACUA